UUAGGUAACACGGUCAAGCCCCUUGAGGAAAAUGCACCUGUAAAUUUAGCGCCAAAAAUGGUCGCAUGUGCAUUGUAUGCAGACGCCAUGUUUGAAGUUCUGGCUGAUAGAAAUGGAAAAUGGGGAAAAUAAAACAACCGUUGACGUUAUAGUUAUAAGUGAUGAUGAAGAUCCUGAAGACAAGCAUCCUUUAGACCUCUACCGAGUUGAGGACAAUAGUUUAAAGAACCCUGUGAUUGUCGUUGAAGAGGAUGACACUGUGAACGAAGAAACGCCGGCGGUUGAAGUUUCCGAUGCUAGCAAACCCGAUAAAAAAUCUCAAGCUUCGAGCUCAGUCAGAUGUGUAUAUAGUCCGUCGGGCAAGUAUAAAGUCUCGAAAGAUGGUAUUAAGAAACUGAAGGCUAUGGUUAAAUUAAGAAAGUUGGACUUGAAGCACCGCACGAGACUGUUCAACAUCAAAACUGAAGAUAAUGGAGCUUGUAUUGACAAGAGAUCUUCAGCUUGUAGUGCAUCAGAAGCCAGGGAUUUGAAGUUACAGGUGAAGACAGAAAGAGAUGAUGAGUCCAAAAGUGGACAAUCCCGGACACCAGAAAUGGGGAUUUUUGAGCUAGUAGAAAAAAAGUUCAAUCAUGAAAAACCAAACAUAAAAUCAGAGUUAAACAACAUGGCAUUGUCUGAUUCAAAUUGUAUAAAGAACCAUCGUCACGAAUGUAAUUCCAGCAACAAACUGUCCAAAAAAAUGCCUCCAUCAUCGCCUUCUUUAAAACAGAGUACACUAAGUGCAGAGAGUUUCUCACCAAAGAAGAGGCCUAUGUUGCAUUCAUACCCAAAACAGGAACAGUCUUUACAUUAUACCACACCUCUAUCCUGUAGAGUUCCUUUGAGAAAAUCAGAACUUGAUGGAAGAAGCAAGGAGGAAGGCCUUAUCAAACGCUUCACUGAAAACCAAAUGAAUACCAUUCAAUCUCUAAAGGAGGAGAAUUUCCAUGAGUCCAUCUUGGCUACUGUUGCUAGUUUUAUGCACCAUCACCGUAAGCCUCCACCUGAUCUUUUGUUUUAUCUGCUCAAUAAUAUUCUGCUAUCAAAGCAAAGUAAAUGUGGUACAGAGUGUAUACGAAUUCUAAGGCAAAUUCAAGUCUUACAUCCUGUUGUAGCAAUGGAGAUGAUACGCCAGAAAAUCACAUGGGAAUUUGUUUCGAUGGUGGUGAAGCUAUCAGGAUGUGGACAGGUUCACAAAGCCUACUCUUGCCUUGAGGUAAAUGCAUCAAUGGCUUUGUCUUUCCUUGUCAGUGUAAUGGAGGAGGAAGUUAAGAUAAAGAAGUUCAGCCUUGUGAAGACGAGUGCAAACAGGCUUCUGUCUGUAAGCAAUCAAUCAAGUCACAUUCAUGAUGUGCUCAACUGGAUUGGACAGUCAUUAGCGCAUCACAAAGGAGAGCGAUUAGAUCAAAACUGUGGGCAGAAUUUUUGCCCUCUGUAUUUGCUACAGAGAAUUCUUACGUUGUCACUUUUGGUCAGUGACCGACUGGAGGAUAGUGCAACUAGAAUAGCAGAUGAUUUGGUUGUGGUUUAUGUGGAGCAGCAGUCCAUUACACACAAGACUCUACUCCUGCAGUCUGUUCAGUCCCAUCUUCUGAAGACAAAGCUAAUUGAAGUCAUUGUAACUAACUGUUGUCCACUUGAUGGUGAUCAGUUGAAAGUUGAGGGCAUUUCUAGAGUAGGGUUGAGACAUAUUGUCUUUACCGACUUCAGGCGUUCCCCACCAGCAAAUUCAUCCUCAAUUCAUGGCCUCGACAAUGACCUGUCUGGUAACACUGUUGCUAACACCACCAACUGUGAAGAGUUUGUUAUGCUGCUAGCAUAUUGGCUGCAAAGCUUUGUCUUUUGUCGCAAGAGGUCUCUUAUGAAAACCACUUCAUCUGAUUUGCUGCAAAACUUGUCAAUAGAUGACAUAGACGUUUUGAAUGAGAUUGAUGACGAAGUUCUGAUGCUGAGGGUACGCCUAGAGUCCUUAUGCAACCCUUUGCCUCUGUCCUCAAGAAGCUACCAGUUGUUGGAAUUAAUUUCAUCACUAAAAAGCUUUGCUCUAAUGCUGCCGUAGUUGACAGCUGAAGUGAAGCCUUAUCUUUUUAGCAGCUCUGGCUUGCUGAUUUGUUCUGCGAAGAUUUAUGUGCAGUGUUGCCUAGUAAGCAUAUUAUAAGUUGAAAGAAGUAAAGUUUAAAUGUAUGAGCCUUGUGUUUCUGUUAGAAGAUUAAGAAAUAUGACAGCAUUUCAGGCUACCUGCAGUUAAGUUAGAGUAAAAAGAUUGAAGUCUGGUAUUAUUAUAUCAAGUAUUAUUAAUAAUUGUAAUAGAAUAGAUUGCUUAUGUAUUAGAUGUAUUAGAUUACCUCCAGGUGGGGAGGACUCCCACAUGUCAUUGACAGGGUUGCUUACAAGUUGUGUCUUUUAGUCACCUAAAAUGAGCACUGUUUGAGCUGGCAAACAUAUGACAAUUGAUCAGUAGUUGUUGUGUUGGUAAUGGUACUUCAUGAAGCAGAAUGACAGAUGUUAUCCAGGGAUUUACGUAGAAAGUGUCAAAUUUAGUAUUGAACAUUUAAUUUGUUAUUCGGAGGCAAGGAUUUAUUCUGGACACAUGCACAAGUUAUCUCCUCACAUCUGAUUGGUUCAUAAACAAUGGAAUUGAGUCAUGCUUGGGAGCCAGUACAUACAAUAGUAAUGCUAAUGAGAAGUACCACCUCUAUUGCAGCAUUUUCAUGGCUGACCAUAAACUUUUCAAAGAAAAAUUUCAUACAAAAAUCACAAGCUCGCUUUUAAUGUUUCACAAACAAUGGAAUUAAAUGGGCUAAUGUUACAGCUUGCCCAUUCUCUGAGCCAUGAAACCAUCCCUUUAAAAUUUCUGCUCAACUAAGCCAAUUUUAUGUGGGAGUCCACUUUACAUGUAUUGUUGGCCUAUUACUGUAGUUGCAGUUAUUUGGCUGGUACAGACCCAAGUGGCACUGCAAAUCAU
Orbicella faveolata is the source of this 3004-nucleotide messenger RNA. RefSeq lists its product as uncharacterized. The record is from RefSeq and is a predicted model, not a curated record. Lineage: Eukaryota; Metazoa; Cnidaria; Anthozoa; Scleractinia; Merulinidae.